This is a messenger RNA of Haliotis rufescens (red abalone), 1792 nucleotides long. RefSeq lists its product as uncharacterized. Lineage: Eukaryota; Metazoa; Mollusca; Gastropoda; Lepetellida; Haliotidae. The transcript is spliced from 2 exons. Bases 34 to 696 code for a protein of 220 amino acids. The record is from RefSeq and is a predicted model, not a curated record.
GCCCACUGUCCGGAUAGGAAGACGACUACAAGCAUGGCCCUCCAGCUCGUCCUCAUACUGGUCCUCCUCAGUCUGGUGGACGCUCACUCCGACCACUGGGUCUACGACGUCCUCUUUGAUCAACAACAAAACCUAACCUGUGACAAUGACGUCUUCAACCCAGACAGGAUGCCGACAGGAACAACCCUCCUCUGGACGCUACCGAGCGGCGAGAUCAUCCGACCACACGAUGACCAUUCCAAGAUUGACAUAUCCUCUAGUGGCCACUGGAUCCUGGUCAAGCAUGUCCAAGAUGAAGAUUUUGGCGUCUAUAACUGCCUUGUAUUUGUGCAGGGUAAUCUGACCUACAGCAUCCGUAAAGGAAUUAACAUACACGGUCCAUAUUGGGGGGACCUGACGAAGAAGUACAUUCCCUCGGUCGUUGUUGGUGCCAUUGCUGCUGCUGUAACAUUUGCCAUCCUCUCUUUCCUUUGUUUCUGGUAUGAAAGACAUCAGGGCAAGGGGGAGGGGCUCAUUGACAAGUAUGAGGCGACGAGGAGGGCAGAGAUGAGUGAAGAUGGCGGCCAGUUAAUGGUGGGUAUGCACCUAUUGAGGAAAUCAAGUCGAGGGUGCCGGAAAAAAAUGGGAUUGAGCUGCCUCCCGUUACUACCAAAUUGUGAAGAUAUCCAUCAGCUAUUGACUAGUCGUGACUCAUAAACACAUAGGCCUUGCAUGCAUAUCAGUGAGGCCUAUCAAUAGUGUCAUGUCCUAUGCAUAAUACAUAAACAUCACAAAAACAUCAAACAGGACUGUUUUAAGACUGUUUUAGUCUGUUUGGUGAGGGAAACUAAUUGUAUGGUAUGUUGGAUUUGAUUUCUCGUGUUUCAUUCUUAAAUUGACAUGACGCAGAGUGAGAGUAUACCACAAUUCAAUAAUUCAACGAUUAAUAUGGUUAACCCUUUAAUUAUUAGGUAGUUAACCAAGUGCUUCAGAUUAAUACAUCAUGGUAUAUUAUUGCUUACCUGAUUUCAGUAUUAUUGUGUUAUGUAUACCGUGUACAGAGAAAUAAACUCUAAAUCACCGUUACCCUGCUUCCUAACUGUACUGUUACAAGAAAGAGAAUGUAGUUCUACGAUGUAACUAUAAGCCAUUACAAGUUGGGUAUGAUUGGAGCAAUCGGGUGCGAGAGAGAGAGAGAGAGAGAGAAAAUAUUUGCAGGAAUUAUAGAGAUUUGCAGGAUUAUUGGAUAUUUCAUGCCCCGAAGUUUUAACGCCAUCGCUUCCUAUUGAACCUUCCAUCAACAUUUCUUUUUCCGUCACUAAAUAACAUUGGAUUCAGUUUUUGUUUCCAAAUUGUAUUUUUUGAGGUGUAUGCUGUUUAUCUUCAUUGUUUGUUUGAAUAAUCCUUUAGAAACAUUUUUUGGGGAAAAGAGUAUCAAUGCAUAAUGCUAGGUUUUCGUUUUGUUUAGUUUGUUUGUUUAAUGGUUAAGGUAGUAUUUAGCCUGAUUCAGUCUACGUACAGUGAAGAGGAUUGUUUUUCAAUUGUUGCAUAACUUUUGAAAAUAAUGUUUAAAAAACAAGCGGAAAAGUAAGAGAUUCAACGAAAAAUAAAAAACGUGUAGCAGAGCGUGGUUUCGAUCCACGGACCUCUGGGUUAUGGGCCCAGCACGCUUCCACUGCGCCACUCUGCUCCUUGUUCAUCGGAUGCGAAUAUAAGGUUAAAAGGUAAACAUCAAAAGCAAAGUCGGUCUUGCUUCGGGUGUGAUUAUGUUUCCACACGCUUUUAUCGUUUUUUUACCUCAAUAUUGAAUAAA